AUGCAUCAACAAGCUCGCCCUGCCCCGCGGGUCUCUUCUCCUGCUUCCGCCCCCCAGACAAAUCCCACUCGAACCAACAACCCGAGAGAGGGCAUCCUUGGCGCUCGUGAUAGAGCUGGGUCGGGAGCUUCUGGCCGCGAUUCUGUCACGGUAUCGCCCACCGCUGACAUGUCGUCUCCGCCCACCGUAUCUGCCGAUGCAGUCAAAAAGCUGGACCAGAUAAUCCAGAACUUUCACACCAAGGCCGCGUCGUUGGUCCUGCAAUCGCGCAUGAAGCUUAAGCCUGUAUAUGCGGCUCGCGGAUCCGGCAGCAAGAAGCUGAACAAAUGGUUCCAAAUCGAGACGGAAGAGUUCGACGACUUCAAGGAGGAGCUCCGGAUCUGGCGAAACUGCGGCAGCUUCGAGAAUAAGCCCAUGCCCCUGAUCAUCGAAACCUAUCUCGAUACCUCCCGUCUUACCCCGAGCCAGAGCCUGGUCAUCGUCGACGAGAAUGGAAAGCGCUGGGACGUCAUGGAAGCUCUGAACUCGUCCGAUUCGAGCGACGACGGGCGUCUAGUCCCCUCAAAAAGGAACACGGAGGUGAUUUUGGAAAGAUGGUGCAUCGAGUUGAAGACGAUGCCCACCACAGAUCUUGACGACUUUGGCCCGACGCUGCCGACGAUUUACAAAAAGAGCAUCGUCUUCUUUCGGUCGCUCUUCGUUGCAACAAGGAUCCUUCCAGGGUGGAAGUUCUCCCAGUCAUCGUUGACAAAAGGUGUCCACCCUUCUUUGGAGCCCCGCUGCCGUAUCCGAACCGGUGAGCCCGACACUGGCGGUCUUGACCGGCUUAGGCAUCCGUUGUACGACGGACGGCCGGAUGUCGUGACCGACUACGUUUUUGGCGACUUGGAGGUACCCGUGGGCCGCUUCCACGCAUCUGUGACAUACAGAAACGAGUGCAACUUCCGGGUAGAUGAUUCGGAGGCGCUUCUCAGUUCGCGCUUCAUGGGUGUUGACGAGAACUUCUUCAAGCCAUCACUGCCUCAACGACGCGAAAGCACCAGGAGAAAUGACCCCGAGGUCGGAUCUCUUCCAUCUCACCGGAGAAGCCGGAAUCUAUCAGAUAUUCACCAGACAUACGGCAGCCUUUCGACCUUCCACGGCGAAGGUGCCCUGGCCACCAGUCCUAUAUCGGCCCUCAAAGCCGUGAGACCCCCCGGGUCUGACACAAGCUCACCACCGGGAUCCGCCCCAACAGGCAACGAACUAAACCCUCCAAACUCACUACCCGUCACCGGCCUCGCGGCGAGACCUUCUAUGAAGGGCUUUGGCACCACUGGUCGCCGGCCAUCUGUCUCAUUUCAGCCUUUCAAGGCUGGCUCCCUGUCGGGAUCACCCAUACCGCGGACGUUAGAUUCCGAGUCACCCGCUUCUCCGGCCUCGCGCGCCGCGGCUCUCAACGCUCUCACCCAGCCGCGCAAUCGCACAUCUUUAACAGCAGGGAUGCCUGCUUCUCUCCGAGGCGGUCCCCCACCGGCCGAGGCCGCCGUGGUAGGCUCGCCGCGACCAUCCUCGACCAGCCGCUACAGCAGCAGCUUCACUCAUCGCAAGGGGCGACUGUCAUUUGGUGGCGCUAGCAAGGCCGGCGAUGACGAACAGGGCAGCAGCGGGCGACAGAGUCUGUCUUCGUCUGUGGCCCAGCCAGGAUCCGGUCUUUUGGCCGAAGCAAGUGGAGGGGGCAGCUCUGGGUCUCUACAGACUGACGAUGACCAGAUUUCCGAGUUUCUCAAGGCGCUGGACAGUAAGAAGACUCUCAAGAGUUUCGAAUCCGGCAAAAAGGGCGAGGGGGCGACGAACCGGACAGUUGCGCAGCUCUCGAGGUUCCACCUCAUGAAGGAGUCAAACAAUGCGCUGACUGACUCCAUGACCUCAUCGAUGCAUAUGCAGCGUUCAUCGAGCUCAUCCAGCCGGCAACUCUCCAACGUUCCCAGCAUGGCUGCGCCUGCGUCUGUAUCGGUAUCCUCUUCGCCCGGAAAGCCCUUGUCCCCACACACGCCUCACACGCCUGCUGUUCCUUCACGACUGAGCGAAAACUCGAUCAUCAACUACAACACGAGCCAGCCGCGGAGCGAGCGAACCGACCCGAGUGCGGAAAACACACAGCUCGCCAGGGAAGACACCAUGACCCAGGACGGGACCACUGCUAUCGACAUUCCAAUAUCACCCAGAAUUGGCAUCCAUCCUCGAAGGUCAAGCUCGGUGGCGCAACAGAACCGGGCUACGGUGGACGACGAUGACGGGGACCUUGCCUUUGCCGCGAAUCGUAGCAUAAGCCUAGGUGCGGAAGACCGCGAGCCGCCGACGCUUAGCAUGCUGUUGGGUAGACAAACGGCAGCCGCGUCAUCAUCUCAUCAACCUGGCACUUCACUGCAACCCGCGUCCGAAUUGCCGUCCUCGGGCUCAGCAGACAUGAUGAGGCAGGGCUCCUCGGAAGGCUCUAAGCCCCCGGGUGGCCUGAUGACUGUUGCCCCUUCAAGUUCCCCCUUUGGCAGACGCCGGUACGCCGGUAUGCCUUCGGCGGGCGGACGAGGCCAGACCCCCCCUCAAUCAUCAAGAGGCAGCUUUACAGGUUCCAGCGGCCGAUACGCACGCGGCGAGCACGACCUAAUGGACGAGGAGCCCCUUCUCUUCGACAUGUCAGAGAUGGACGCGCAGUCACGGAGGAGCUUGGAGGAGGGACGAGGCGGCGGCAAUGUGGGAUCUGGGUCGGGAAGCCGCGCCGACUUUGAGCCUCGAGGCAUUAGCCGACGAGGCUGGUGA
Messenger RNA from Colletotrichum graminicola M1.001, 2799 nucleotides. RefSeq lists its product as uncharacterized. Lineage: Eukaryota; Fungi; Ascomycota; Sordariomycetes; Glomerellales; Glomerellaceae. The coding region runs from base 1 to 2799 and encodes 932 amino acids. Gene Ontology annotation, biological process: protein localization to phagophore assembly site; piecemeal microautophagy of the nucleus; mitophagy. The record is from RefSeq and is a predicted model, not a curated record. Gene Ontology annotation, cellular component: cytosol; Atg1/ULK1 kinase complex; phagophore assembly site. The transcript is spliced from 3 exons.